AUGUCCGUCUCCAAGGAUGUCAUCAUGCCCUCGUCGGCUCCCGCUCCCCCUGUGAACGACAAUGAGCUCCCCCUCCUUCUGAAGGGCUACAACGACAUGCUCGUCCGCACCAACCAUUGGACUCCCAUCCCCUAUGGUUGUGCCCCCCACAAGCGCGAUAUCAAGUCCUACAUCUCCAGCGGUGUCAUCAACCUUGACAAGCCUUCCAACCCUUCCUCCCACGAGGUUGUCGCCUGGCUCAAGCGCAUGCUUCGGUACGUCGUCGUUGAGAAGACUGGUCACUCCGGUACCCUUGAUCCCAAGGUCACUGGCUGCUUGAUUGUCUGCGUUGAUCGCGCUACUCGUCUCGUCAAGGCCCAGCAGGGCGCUGGUAAGGAGUACGUUUGCGUGAUCCGUCUCCACGACAAGGUCCCUGGUGGCGAGGCUGCCUUCGCUCAGGCCCUCGAGACCCUCACUGGUGCUCUUUUCCAGCGGCCCCCUCUUAUUUCGGCCGUCAAGCGUCAGCUCCGUAUCCGUACCAUCCACGAGAGCAAGCUCAUUGAGUUCGACAAUGACCGCCACCUUGGUGUCUUCUGGGUGUCUUGCGAGGCCGGCACCUACAUCCGUACUCUCUGCGUUCACCUUGGUCUUCUCCUCGGUGUUGGCGCUCACAUGCAGGAGCUUCGCCGUGUCCGCUCCGGUGUCAUGUCUGAGGACGAUGGCAAGCUUGUCACGCUUCACGAUGUUCUCGAUGCCCAGUGGGCCUACGACAACGGCGGUGACGAAACCCUCCUUCGCAAGGUCAUCCACCCCCUGGAGACUCUCUUGUGCACUUACAAGCGUCUCGUUGUUAAGGAUACCGCUGUCAACGCCAUCUGCUACGGUGCCAAGCUCACGUUGCCCGGUCUGUUGAGAUACUCCAAGGACAUUGAUGUGCACGAGGAGGUUGUUCUCAUCACCACCAAGGGUGAGGCUAUUGCUAUUGGUAUUGCGCAGAUGAGCACUGUCGAGAUGUCGACCUGCGACCACGGCGUCGUCGCCAAGGUCAAGCGCUGCAUCAUGGAGCGCGACCUUUACCCCCGCCGCUGGGGUCUCGGCCCUACUGCCAUUGAGAAGAAGAAGUUGAAGUCCGAUGGCAAGCUUGACAAGUAUGGCCGCGCCAAUGAGAACACCCCCGCUGCCUGGAAGGCCAGCUACCAGGAUUACUCUGAGUCCCAGCAGGGCGCUGAGGCUGCCACCCAGGAGGCUGCCGCCCCUCCCACCCCUGUCAAGGCUGCUGAGCCCGCUGCUGCUCCCGCCGCUUCCUCUCCUGUUAGGGAGGAGAAGGAAAAGAAGCGCAAGAGCAAGCACGAGGGCGAGACCGCCGAGGAGAAGGCGGAGCGCAAGAAGGCCAAGAAGGAAAAGAAGGAGAAGAAGUCCAAGAAGGAUGCUGAGGAUAGCGAGUAA
This is a messenger RNA of Podospora anserina S mat+, 1425 nucleotides long. RefSeq lists its product as uncharacterized. Gene Ontology annotation, biological process: box H/ACA sno(s)RNA 3'-end processing; snRNA pseudouridine synthesis; mRNA pseudouridine synthesis. Bases 1 to 1425 code for a protein of 474 amino acids. The record is from RefSeq and is a predicted model, not a curated record. Gene Ontology annotation, molecular function: RNA binding; pseudouridine synthase activity. Gene Ontology annotation, cellular component: box H/ACA snoRNP complex. The transcript has 3 exons. Lineage: Eukaryota; Fungi; Ascomycota; Sordariomycetes; Sordariales; Podosporaceae.